Molecule: messenger RNA, 588 nt
Organism: Cryptomeria japonica (Japanese cedar)
Lineage: Eukaryota; Viridiplantae; Streptophyta; Pinopsida; Cupressales; Cupressaceae
Product: GDSL lipase-like
Exons: 4
Coding region: 1-588 (195 amino acids)
Molecular function (GO): hydrolase activity, acting on ester bonds
Source: RefSeq, a predicted model, not a curated record
AUGAAUAUUACCACAUCUUUUCAAGUUCUUUCACCCGUAGAACAAAUAUUCAAAGUUCAAUCUUACAGAGCUGGGAAUGUAUUUGUGAUUGCAGCUACUCACUUGGAGCUCCCUUUCGUACCUCCGUAUCGUGAACUUCCUUCAUAUCAUCAGCAGGCAAUUUUUUCCCAUGGGGCUAAUUUUGCAUCGGCAGGGAGUGGUUUGUUGGAUUCAACAGGAUCUGAAAAGAAAAUUGUUAAAUUUAGUGAUCAGAUAUCGAAAUUUGAAGAAUUCUCUAGGCGUGUACGUAAAAAGUCGCACCUCAGAAAUUCUUUAUACUGCAUUUCCAUUGGAGGCAACGACAUUCAUGCGCACUACAACAGCCCUUCCUUAAAUCUCAGUGAUGCACAAUUCGUCACUUUGCUGGUUGGCACACAUGGUCAAUACAUCCAAAGGCUUUAUCGUGCUGGAGCAAGAAAAUUUCUGAUACUCGACAUCUCCGCUUUAGGAUGUACUCCUAUUGCCAGACUUACAUAUAAUUUUCAAUACCAAGGAAAGUGUGCGGAACCUGGAAAUUCUUGUAGAUCACCUGAAUGGAAAACUACAUGA